Molecule: messenger RNA, 2184 nt
Organism: Dromiciops gliroides (monito del monte)
Lineage: Eukaryota; Metazoa; Chordata; Mammalia; Microbiotheria; Microbiotheriidae
Gene: ASB13
Product: ankyrin repeat and SOCS box containing 13
Exons: 7
Coding region: 29-1030 (333 amino acids)
Biological process (GO): positive regulation of protein catabolic process; protein ubiquitination; intracellular signal transduction
Molecular function (GO): protein binding
Source: RefSeq, a predicted model, not a curated record
CGGCAUCGGAGAGCGACCUUUACCCGAGAUGCCCCCUCAGCCUCGGAGCUUGGCGAUAGGCACACGAUCGGCUCCGGCCCCACCGCACAGCGGGCUCGUAUCCUCGGUGCAGUCCUCCUGGCGUCCUCCACCGAGUCCGGCUCAGUGCCGGCUUCCACGAAGGGAAAGCAGGGAAGGCAGGAGCUCCGUGGACAUGAUGGAGCUGCGGAAUGCGGACGGCUCCUUGGAGAAAUUGGGUUUCUGGGUGGAUAGGACACCUGUUCAUGAAGCUGCCCAGCAGGGUGAAACAUUGCAGCUACAGCAACUGAUUGAGAAUGGUGCCUGUGUCAACCUGGCCACUGUGGACUCCAUCACACCUCUGCAUGAGGCUAGCCUUCAGGGUCAGACACAAUGUGUGAAACUUCUUCUGGCUGCUGGAGCCCAGGUGGAUGCCCGGAACAUUGAUGGUAGUACUCCUCUUUGUGAUGCCUGUGCCUCGGGUAGCAUUGAAUGUGUGAAGCUGCUGCUUUCUCAUGGGGCAAAAGUCAACCCACCACUGUAUACUGCAUCUCCACUACAUGAAGCCUGCAUGAGUGGAAGUUCUGAAUGUGUGCGGCUUCUCAUUGAUGUUGGGGCUAAUCUAGAAGCCCAUGAUUGCCAUUUUGGUACCCCAUUACAUGUUGCCUGUGCAAGGGAGCAUCUGGAUUGUGUGAAAGUGCUGCUUAAUGCAGGAGCCAAUGUGAAUGCAGCGAAAUUGCAUGAGACAGCUCUUCAUCAUGCAGCCAAAGUAAAGAAUGUAGACCUGAUUGAGAUGCUAGUUGAAUUUGGAGGCAACAUCUAUGCUCGGGACAAUCGAGGAAAGAAGCCUUCUGAUUAUACUUGGAGCAGCAGUGCCUCUGCUAAAUGCUUUGAGUAUUAUGAAAAGACACCUCUAACUUUGUCACAACUUUGCAGAGUGAGCUUAAGGAAGGCUACUGGUGUCAGAGGGCUUGAGAAAAUUGCCAAGCUGAAUAUUCCUCCAAGGCUAAUUAAUUACCUUUCAUACAACUAAAACAAAGACAUGGAAGACAGAAGUCAUCUUGGGAUUUCAUCCUGUGUUGCUACUAUUACUCUUCCCAACAUCUGGCAAAGAAAUGACUUUUGUGUCCGUAGUGGUAUUAAUACCAUAUACAGAACAUUUCCACUUGUCCCUCUGUUCUAUCAGAGAAAUUAUUUCAAAUGUAAUAAGAAAGUACUAACUCUUAGUUCUUUAUAGUAAACAUGCUUUUGAGAUAGUGCAUCUUGUAAUUUGUACUUUAAUCUUGUCACUGGCACAACCACCAAGUUAGUGAGUGGAAAGGAAGUUGCUAUAGUCUGGGCUUCCUUUAUUUGAUGAACUUCCCCCAAAGUGACUCAUAGUACAAAGUAUAACUCAGAGAAGAGAGGGAAAAUGCCAGUUGUGGAUCUCUCUAUGGAGACUUCUGAGGCUCCCUAUCUUUCUCAUAACUGGUAGGAAUUCCUGUUGAUGUUUGGUACCCUAGUAUAACUUGAUUCCAUUUCACACUUAGCUUCUUUAGGAUUAUGUGUUUAUAGAUAAGGGUAGGUUGUGGCUCAAAUGCCUUGGGAAAACUUAAGGGCAUCCCUUUACAUCAUUGACAACAGGACUCUGAAAUAACCGCUUUAUCAAUACCCGUCCAUUUGGAUACCCUGUUUUGCAUAGUAUCAGGGUAUACAAAAGCUCACUGAGGCUAAGGGGAUUUCUGUUUCUCAGGAAGCUUUUUAUGAGUCUGAGUUGUGGAGAAUGAUGGCUGCAGCCUGGUAAUGAUGUUUGCAUUGAUUACAAGGAGUUCAGUCUACCAGUGGUUUAUUUCAAGACUGAAGGCCUGGUGAAGAACAGCAUACUAUUUUCACAGGAGAAGAAGAACCCACUGCCUUUACAAUGGCUGAAGAUUUAGCUUUUUUCAAGGUGGUUCCCUGUCUCAUAGGUAAAGUUAAAACCUCGUUUGGAUAGUCUUAAAAACCUAGUUAAUACACUGUUAUAAGAAAUUAUAAAAUAAAUGCCUUGUUCAUGUUUAGUUGCUUUUAACUAACUGAAAAUUCUUCUUAAGCAAUUAAGUAUAAUAACAUUUGCACAUAAUAAAAUACCUACUACCUUCCUCAACCCUACUUCACCCCCAAAUCCAGACUUCAGUAAAAAUCAUCAGUCAAUAAAGGAACAAUGUUGUA